Messenger RNA from Ornithodoros turicata, 507 nucleotides. RefSeq lists its product as uncharacterized. Gene Ontology annotation, molecular function: nucleic acid binding. The coding region runs from base 1 to 507 and encodes 168 amino acids. NCBI's taxonomy places the organism in Eukaryota, Metazoa, Arthropoda, Arachnida, Ixodida, Argasidae. Gene Ontology annotation, biological process: DNA integration. The transcript has a single exon. The record is from RefSeq and is a predicted model, not a curated record.
AUGUUUGGUGGCCUGGAUUGGACAACGACAUCGCAGCCAAAGUCAAAAGUUGCGAAUCUUGUGCCUCAACCGCAGAUGACCUUCAACCAGUUCCCCUACACCGUUGGGAACGUCCAGAACAUCCUUGGACGAGACUGCAUUCCGAUUUUGCGGAGUACGACAAAAAGAAAAGAAACACUUCCUAGUGAUUAUAGAUGCUCACAGCAAUGGCCGGAAGUUGUCCAAGUACGCCGUCAGACUGUGACCGAUACCACGAAGGCCUUCCAAGAAAUCUUUCUGCGGCAGGGUACCCCUGAGCAGUUGGUGACCGAUAAUGGCCCACAGUUCACCAGUGCUGAUUUCAAAUCCUUCUUGGAGCUACGUGGAAUCAGUCACAUUCUCACACCACCCUAUCACCCCAAGUCCAACGGACAAGCAGAAAACUUCGUAAGGUCCCUGAAGCAAGCAUUACGUCGUGCUCAAGCUGGGAAGGAGGAAGAGCCUGUUGGAACGUUUCUCGCGAAAUAG